CCAAACAUAGCAGUAACGUUGUCUUAAACAAAUUCCCUACUCCGUCUCUUUUGGAUCAUUGAUAAUUUCCAACUUUCCAAAUUAAGAACAUCACAUUCCAAUUCCUUUCCUCCACAAACAUUACUCAAAGAUAUUCAAUUUCACUCUCACAUCACUCACCAUUUCCACUUUUUUCAUAAUCAACAUGGCACCUCCUAUCAAGUCACGUAAUAGAAGAUCAUCAUCAACAUCAUCAUCGUAUACAUCAACGUUAACAACAUUACUUUUUAUUGCACUAUGUGUCUUAGGUGUGUGGAUGCUAACUUCAAACUCGGUUGCUUCGCCUAAGACGCGUUCGGCUGUUGAUACAUCUGCUUCCACCACCAAUGAUUUUUCGUCCAAUGAUGAACAAAAUGAUCGAACCACCACAACCAACAACAACAAUGACGACGACAACAAUAAAAAAAAUAGAUUAGAUGAUUCCACAUCUGAAAGCACAACCAAUGCCAACAAUAAUAUUGAUGAUUCAAUAUCAGAAACUACAAACAAUGAUUUGACAUCAGAAACUACAAACCGUGUAUUUGGAGACAAUCCAGGUAAACUACCGGAUGAUGCUAUCAAAAGUGAUGAUGCAAACAACCAUGAACGACCGAAACAACAACGUAAGAGUUCGUUCGCUCAGAAUCAGGAGCCGAGAAAUUCAAACAAUGAUCCGAAAAACAUUGUGUUGGAGAAAGAUGAAGUGAGUGCAAAGGGUAAUAUAGAAGAUGAAAACCAAAAUGCAAAGGGUGAUCAGCAACAAGAAGUUCAAGAUGAAGCGAACCAACAACAACUAAGGGAAGACAAAGGCGAAACCGAGGUCAUGGAAAAAGAGCAAAAGAAAAUGCCCGAACAAGAAAAUGAGAGUCGUGAGGAAGCAGUGUCAGUAGAGAAGCCGAAACAAGAGAUAAAGAGGAGGAAGUCGAGGAAGGAAUUGAAGAGACAAUGGUCGACACAGAGAGACGAGUCUCAGGGUGAAAAGGAGAGACAAAAUGUCAACGAAUCGGGUGGAAGUAGCAGUAGUAGUAAUGUUGUUGUUGAUCAAGAAGGGAAAGAUUUCAAGUGGAGUAUAUGCAAUGUAACAGCUGGUGCUGAUUAUAUUCCAUGUUUGGAUAAUGAAAAGUAUCUAAAAACAUCACAUAGAAAACACUUUGAACACAGAGAGAGGCAUUGCCCUGAGGAUGCACCAACUUGUCUGGUCUCACUUCCUAAUGGAUACAAAAUACAUGUUCCAUGGCCUGGUAGUAGAGAUAAGAUAUGGUACCACAAUGUACCACAUGUUAAGCUAGCUGAAGUAAAGGGACACCAAAAUUGGGUGAAGUUGAUGGGUGAGUUCUUGACAUUCCCUGGAGGUGGCACUCAGUUCAUUCAUGGUGCUCUCCACUAUAUUGAUUUUCUUCAAAAGGCACAACCAGACAUUGAAUGGGGGAAGCAUACAAGGGUGAUAUUGGAUGUUGGGUGUGGAGUUGGUAGUUUUGGUGGUUACCUAUUUGAAAGAGAUGUUAUUGCUAUGUCUUUUGCUCCUAAAGAUGAACAUGAGGCACAAGUUCAGUUUGGACUUGAGAGAGGAAUACCAGCCAUAUCUGCUGUCAUGGGCACUCAAAGGUUACAAUUCCCAAGUCGCGUAUUCGAUCUUAUACAUUGUGCGCGUUGUCGAGUACCUUGGCAUGAAGAAGGUGGUAUGUUGCUUUUGGAAUUGAACCGAGUUCUUAGACCGGGUGGUUAUUUUGUAUGGUCUGCAACACCUGUGUACCAAACUCUUGAGGAAGAUGUGGAGAUAUGGAAGCAAAUGAAAGCGUUAACUAAGUCCAUGUGUUGGGAACUUGUGACCAUAAAAAAUGAUACUCUCAACCAAGUUGGUGCUGCCUUCUUCCGCAAAACUUCUUCCAAUGAAUGUUAUGAGCAGAGAGAGCAAAGCCAACCUCCAAUGUGUAAAGAUGAUGAUGAUCCAAAUGCUGCCUGGUAUGUACCUCUACAAGCUUGCAUGCAUAAGUUGCCUGCUGAGCAGACAGAGAGAGGGGCUAAAUGGCCAGAAGUAUGGCCUCAGAGGCUGCAAAAAUCACCGUAUUGGCUAAACGAUGCAGAGGGUGAAAAGUUAUCUACUCAAAAUUUUGCGGCAGAUAGUGUACGAUGGAAAAACAUUGUAGAUGAGCUUAAAGCUAUGGGUGUUGAUUGGUCUAACGUGAGAAAUGUCAUGGACAUGAGAGCUACAUAUGGAGGAUUUGCAGCAGCUUUGAAGGAUCUUCCUCUAUGGGUAUUUAAUGUUGUGAAUGUUGAUUCUGGAGAUACACUUCCAAUCAUUUAUGAGCGAGGUCUCAUUGGAAUGUACCAUGAUUGGUGUGAAUCCUUCAGCACAUAUCCAAGAACUUAUGAUCUAUUGCAUGCCAAUCAACUUUUCUCAAAUCUGAAGACUAGGUGCAAACUGAUUCCUGUUAUAGCAGAGGUGGAUAGAGUACUUAGACCAGGUGGUCAUUUGGUUGUCCGUGAUGAACUUAGUGUUAUUGAUGAAGUGGAGAAUUUGAUAAAAUCUCUAAACUGGGAAAUAACCUCCAAAACUUCCAGAAACCAAGAGGGUUUGCUCUGUGCAAAGAAAAGCUUUUGGCGACCCGGUCCUUAAUGUUCAAUCAGAUUAAUAUUUUCAAACAAACAAAGCACGAGAUUCGUUCUGUUAUAGUUAUUCAGAAAACUCAACUCUUCUGGCACAAUAGUUAUUCAGAAAACUCAACUCUUCUGUUGAUGUACUUCAUUAAAAUUGACAAAAAGUAGAUGUAAUACAUGGUCAAGAAAUUGUAGAAUCUGUAAUUUGUCAUUUUCAAAUGACCGAUGCUGUAAUACACUAGAUUAAAUAAUUGAAACA
Molecule: messenger RNA, 2875 nt
Organism: Lathyrus oleraceus (garden pea)
Lineage: Eukaryota; Viridiplantae; Streptophyta; Magnoliopsida; Fabales; Fabaceae
Product: probable methyltransferase PMT27
Exons: 8
Coding region: 185-2635 (816 amino acids)
Cellular component (GO): trans-Golgi network; endosome; cytoplasm
Molecular function (GO): methyltransferase activity
Source: RefSeq, a predicted model, not a curated record